UGAUCAUUCAUAAAUUCCAUUUUUAAAUCUCAUAGGCCCAACAUGUAUUUGGGUGAGGGAUUUUUUUUUUUUUUUUUGUGUUUCUUUUUUUCAAUCGAAGUCAAUAUCAGAGUUAAAAAAAGAGGAAUGUCUGAUGCAUAGGGUUGAGGGUCGACAUUUUAUUAUUUAUUUUACCUUUUAACUAAUUUUGCCCAUUUUUAUUAGGUCCGUUCUUGUUUCUUUCAUGCUGUCAGUUAGUGUGAUUUUAAUAACUUGCUUUGUUGCUACUCUGUAUUUUUUUUUUUUUUUUUUAAGUUAUAUUAUCAAAAAUUAUUUCAUAAAAUCAUUUUAAUUCGUUUUCUAGUUUUACUUUUAUAGUUACAGACGGAACUUUUCGGCCGGUUCCGAAUUAAUCCGGAAAUUUUAUGAAUACACAUGAAGAUUUCGUUUCGAGUUGCCGUACUGUUGCGAAACAGCCUCACUAAAGACCUGAAGUAUCGCCCAACGUUCAAAAUGCCACCGCCAGAUCGAUGGGAAAAGUACACACCACUCGGGUGUGUCAUAGCUGGGACCAGUGUGUUUGCCUGCAAGGUACCAUUAAAAGAAAAUUUAUGUCAGAAUUUGGAUACAUCUCUGAGAUUCACUCCACGAGACCUGAUGUCCAUGAUAGCUGACCGAGGACACAAACUGGGAAUGCUGGUUGAUCUGACCUACACAAAUAAAUAUUAUGAUGGAGCAGUUUUCAAGAAAAAUUCCAUAAAGCAUUUGAAGAUAAUGACAGCUGGCCAUAACAUUCCUGAUGAUGAUGUAUACUGCACAUUUGCUGAUUGUAUAAGUGACUUCCUCGAUGAUCCAGAACAUAGAGAUAGCUUGGUUGGUGUGCAUUGUACACAUGGUGUUAACAGAACUGGAUACCUUAUAUGCAGGUAUAUGAUAGAGAAAUUAAACAUACAACCAGAGGAUGCCAUAUCGGCUUUUGGGGCAGCAAGAGGACAUCCCAUUGAGCGUGAAAACUAUUUAAAUGAUUUAAGAGAAAGAGCUGCAGGACAUGUCACACCAUAUCCCAAGGGCUAUAAGAAAAACGAAAACAAGUACAGCAAUGUCGAGAAGCCACCCAGUCAGCAAACCAUGAAAUCAGUACAUGGCAACAAGCGUAACAUGUCAACAUGUUCCAACCAUUACGGAAUGUACGAUUCCCAAGAAUCGUUUAGAAGGAAUAACACACCCAGAUCACAUUCUGAAUAUGGAUUUAAUAACUACCAUAAUAACCAGUUUCCUCCACACUUCAGUGACUAUUCAUUCGGGUAUGGCCAUAGACCGAUUGAAAACAUUAAUCACGGGAUGAAUGGUUUUGUAGACCAGGGAGUAUAUUACAGUCAUCAGGUUGAUACAGGCAGUUACACAGAACAGGGAAGAAGAGGUGGGCAACCUUAUCCUGAUAGGAGGAUGAAUUUUCAUUCAGAUCAGAAUGCGGCCCACAGUCCUCCAUUUAGUAAGCCGUACGAUCCAUCGUAUUAUAGAAGAGGUGCUCCGUCAUAUCAAGACACUCAGUGUGGUCGUAUAGCCAAUUUUGAUUCGGGUUAUGCUUCGUCUUACAGACAUGAACAUAAAGGGCCAUAUGGAACAGGUAACCAUGCUCACUCGGGUCACAGAAAUAAAGUUUAUCGUUGAAACCAACCAACAGCAAAUGUCAAUUCCAGGCAGUCUCGGAAACACAAACCACGUCAUUAGUUGUGCACAUUGUGAUCCGUCGGACCAUGUCAGCAAGUAAUAUGUGAAACACAGCAGGUGGAUGUGAAAGUUGACAGCAACCAAUUAUGAGGGUGACUGUUAUGUGAAUGUUCAGGAUGUUGGUCACUUGAUUUACAAGUCAGUUUUAUGGCACAUAUUUUAAGUGUAUUUUUGUAUUUAUGUUCUAUAUUGUCUGGCUCAGACAAAUUGAAUUCCAAGUUGUACAUAUCUUCAAGAACCAAAUAACUACAUGCCCAUAUGUGAUGAAUGCAUCUGCACCCUCCAUCUUUUUCCCCCCAGUGGGAGGAAAUUGUUUUUAAAAAUCCUCAAAUUAGGUCCACUUUAAAAAUAAAGAUUCAUUUUUACUAUGGUAAUUAAAAAAUAUAUAGAUUCAGAGCAGAAACUUUAUUAGUGGUACCUUGCUGUAGAGCAGCAUUAGAUUUAUUGUUGAUUUUAGUUUUUUAAUCUUGUAAAAGUUAAUUAUUGUACAUAACAUUGAAUAGAUGAUUCCUGCUUUUUUGUAAACCAUUAACUUUAAAAAAAAUAAAUUGAGCACUUGAUAUUUUUAAAUGGUAAAUUAUAUAAUAGUGCGAUUAAUAUUAGAUAAUUUCACCUUAUUAAUGUCACUAGUAUAUAUUGUCUUCCCUUCCCUUCCCACCCCCAAAUCCUCAAUACAGGGGUUUCCCCAGGGGCAUAUGGUGUAGCAGGCCACUACACCUUAGGUAUGUAAGUAAGUGCUUUGACGUCGUGUAAGCACCUUAAAUCAAAUUAUGCAUAAAUUGGCCAUGUGUAACAAUCGACUGGGGGUUGUAACAACUUUUGAAACUUAACAUACACAGGUAUUCACACCUCUAAUAGGUGAAACAUGUCCUUAUAUUAAUACCUAGUUAGGUGCAAGGCUCUCAAUGCCCUUUCCUUUGACGACUGUCAAUUGCUAAUUGUCACAGACAACGAAGCUGGCAUGCUUCAGUGUGGCAUCGUCUUGUCUUCCCCUCCACUCCCUUCGAGUACAAUUACUAGAUUUGCAUAGUGAUGCUCCGAGAUCAAAAUAGCCUAGCUCAUGAUUUUUAUUACAGUGAAUUUUAUAAAUUCCUGCCCUGGAUUGAAACACGCUUUUUGAGAAAUAAGACAUCGUUUUGGUUUGGUUUUGGACAUGAACAUCAAAGAAACACUGCAAACAUCAAUUGUUUUGUUUUUUUACUGUUAACUUGCUUUGAAAAGAUCUUGUGAUCUCACUGGUGCUUAUUUUAUGUUCUACAUGGUCUUUUAUUGUUUAUCACUGUUCUUAUUACAGAAGAUUUGACCUUUUGCAAAAAAUGUGUUAUAUAUAUAUAUAUAGCAAACAUGCAUUUUUAAUAUUCCUUUGUGAUGGUGAUUGGGGGGGGGGGGCUUGUUUCCAAAUAAGGGUCUAUUUUCUUAAUCACCAUGAAAAUGGAAAGGUGGUCUGAUUCAAUAACAUGUGCCUAAUAAUAAAUGUGGAUCUACAAAAUUUGUUUCAGUAUUUUAUCCAGGUGACUAAAAUAAACUAAAGUAUACGACACUUCUGACAAUUUCGGGUUUUUGUUGGUCAGUCAAAUUGUGUUUUUUGUGAGGGUUUUUAACGACACCAUUAGAGCACAUUGAUUAAUUAAUCACCGACUGUUAGAUGUCAAAAAUUUGGUAAUCUGACUCGUAGUCAUCGGAGGAAUCCCGCUACAUUUUUUCUAAUGCAGAAAGGGAUCUUAUAUAUGCAUUUUCCCACAGACAGGAAAGCACAUACCACGGCCUUUGUCCAGUUGUGGUGCACUGUUUUGAAUGAGAAAAACAGUCAGAUAAGGGACACUUUUUCAGCCAAACUCUAUUAACUAAGAUUUUACCUUGUAAUAUCAUUUAUUAUGGAGUUUAUUUAUAUAGUGCCUUGAGCUAUGUACUGUACAACCUAUUGCCAUAUGGCAGUUUUCAAAAGUUUGUUAAUUUUAAAAUCAAGCAACCAAUGUACUCUGCAAAACAGAAUUCUACAGAGAGAAUUAAAAAAAAAAAACCCAUCAUAAUAAUAAAAGUGUGUGUAAUACCAUAAACAAUUAUGGUACCGACAAGACUGAUAUUUGUUUUAUGGACUAAAUUGGGUUUUUUGACAUUUUGGUGCUCCUUAAAACAUAUCAGUCUUGUCACAGUGCCAUAAUUAGUUUAAUAAUAAAAAAACACAUAUUAUAUGCACUAUGGAAUAUAACAAGCACUAGUCUUUUGCAGUAUUACAUCAUAUGUGUAACAAAAAAGAUGCUACAAUUUUCAAAUGUAGUCGAACUGACCGACAGCACUUGUUGUUUGAUGUCAAUUCCAAAGCAAUUCCCCAUUUUAGACCAGAAGAGUGCAAUAUCAUGAUUUAUCGGUUCACAAAACUACAGAGCAGUGCAUUGACCAGUCAGAAGCUAUGCAUAACAUUCAUGGUGUAAUAAAGAGAUUAUUAAAUGAGCAUGUGUGCCAUACUGAUUUUACGGAACGAGUGUCACGAUUCUUGUAUUGCAAGAGCAAGGGUAAUACAUGAAUUUUCUUCCCUCUUAUUCGCUAUUUUCUCUGUUCUCGUUUAAAUCUCGGAUCAUAAAAAUAUAUAGUUACAUUAUAGAUCACUAUCCAUGUCCAACUGUAUGCAUGUGUUGAAUUUUAGUCUGAAUCAGUUUCUGUCAGUUUUUUUAUUUUUAACAUAUUUUGUUGUUGCUUAGAACAUGGAUAUAUAUGUAAAGCAGUGAUUUGGGGCUCCCAACCCUGACACUGCUAUAUGAUUUGGGACAAUAAAUAUUUAUUUAAAAAAUAAUAAAAUCUUUUUUUUUUUAAAACACCAUGAAUCCUGACAUGAGUUAUAUAAAAUCAGUAUGACUCACACGCGAGUGUAAUAAUUUCUUUAUUAUCCACUUUUAUAUUUUUUUCAUGAAUAACACUGCCCGUCUUAAAAGUCUUUCAACCACAAUUAAAGCGCAGACCAAAUUGUUAACAACUACAAUGAAUUACUCUCCUACCUUUAAUUACUGUUAGGUUUCCCCAAAAUUUUGUCCAGACACAAGUUGUGAAAAAAACUAUUACAGUGACACAGACUCCACAUAUGAGACUGUAACGAUGUCACCAGUAUCGACUUAGCUGAGAUCGCAUAGGGCAAAAUACAUGCAGUUUUCUGCCAUCUUGUCAUUUUACUCUUUUUUUUUAUGGAAUACUCUUCAAAAUUAUAUGCUUUUUGCUCUAUGCGAUCUCAGUGAAUUCGAAUUAGGUGACAUAGUUAUCAUUUAGUAUGUGGAAUCUGUGUCAUUGUAAUGUUGUUGUUUUUUUCAAGAUUUCUAUCUGGACAAAAUGUGGGUAAAAUCUAACGAAAAAUAAAGGUUCAGACUUUAGGAGAUGACGAAAUGACAUCAUAUUUCACACGCAGUCAUUACACUUAUUACACAUGCUUCAUAUGAUUUUUAUUAACUCAGUUGUGUUGAACCAUGUGGAUAAUAAAUAUAAAUAUAUA
Gigantopelta aegis is the source of this 5188-nucleotide messenger RNA. RefSeq names its product RNA/RNP complex-1-interacting phosphatase-like. Gene Ontology annotation, biological process: protein dephosphorylation. The coding region runs from base 415 to 1650 and encodes 411 amino acids. The transcript has 10 exons. Gene Ontology annotation, molecular function: polynucleotide 5'-phosphatase activity; protein tyrosine/serine/threonine phosphatase activity. The record is from RefSeq and is a predicted model, not a curated record. Lineage: Eukaryota; Metazoa; Mollusca; Gastropoda; Neomphalida; Peltospiridae.